Molecule: messenger RNA, 4907 nt
Organism: Ornithorhynchus anatinus (platypus)
Lineage: Eukaryota; Metazoa; Chordata; Mammalia; Monotremata; Ornithorhynchidae
Gene: ATL3
Product: atlastin GTPase 3
Exons: 14
Coding region: 316-1887 (523 amino acids)
Biological process (GO): protein homooligomerization; endoplasmic reticulum organization
Molecular function (GO): GTP binding; GTPase activity
Source: RefSeq, a predicted model, not a curated record
CCCCCAGCGCUCGGGCUUCCCUCCGCUUCUAACAGCUUCAGGGAAACACGGGCGCGUCCCCUCAACGGUCCCGACCCCUUGCUCCGCUCCUCAUUUUCCUCUUCCGGAGGAAGACCCCGCCUGUUUCCCGCCUCCCCGUCCUCCCACCCCUCCUUCUCAGCGCCCCUGCUGCCUCCGCUUGAGGAGGCUCCAUGUUUUCCCCUCAGCGAGCGGCGGCCUCGGGAGGAGCAGGUGAGGCGCCAGUGAUUCUCUUGACCAGCUAGCUGCGUCAGUGUCAGGAUUCUAAGAUAAAUUAAGGCGCAAGGUAGUGAUGACAUGGGGCGCAGAAGUCCUGGCCCUGUGCAGAUUGUCUUGGUUCACAAAGACCAGCAUUCCUUUGAACUAGAUGCAUCAGCCCUGGGCAGUGUCCUCCUGCAGGACCACAUCAGAGAUCUCGAUGUCGUGGUGGUGUCAGUGGCUGGAGCGUUCCGAAAAGGCAAAUCCUUCCUGUUGGAUUUUCUGCUGAGGUACAUGUACUUCCAGAAGGAAGGUGGCCGUUCAAAUUGGUUGGGGGAAUUAGAUGAACCAUUAAAAGGAUUUUCAUGGCGUGGUGGCUCUGACCCUGAAACUACAGGAAUUCAGAUCUGGAGUGAAGUUUUCACUGUGGAGAAAUCUGAUGGGAAAAAGGUUGCAGUUGUCUUGAUGGACACCCAAGGCGCAUUUGACAGUCAGUCAACUGUGAAAGAUUGUGCUACCAUCUUUGCUCUUAGCACUAUGACCAGUUCUGUCCAGAUCUAUAAUUUAUCUCAGAAUAUCCAGGAGGAUGAUCUGCAACAGUUGCAGCUAUUCACAGAAUAUGGACGACUGGCCAUGGAUCAGAUAUUUCAAAAGCCUUUUCAGACACUGAUGUUUUUGGUGAGAGACUGGAGUUUUCCUUAUGAGUACAGCUAUGGACUGGAGGGAGGCAUGGCAUUUCUGGAGAAACGUUUGCAGAUGAAGGAACAUCAACAUGAAGAAAUUCAGAAUGUCCGCAAGCACAUUCACUCAUGUUUCAGCAGCGUCAACUGUUUUCUCUUACCACAUCCAGGGUUGCAGGUAGCCACCAGUCCUGAUUUUGAUGGAAAGCUGAAAGACAUCGCCGAUGAAUUCAAAGAGCAGCUACAGAAGCUGAUACCAUUUGUUCUAGACCCAAGCAAGUUGAUGGAAAAAGAGAUAAAUGGCUCAAAAGUUACCUGCAGAGGACUACUGGAGUAUUUCAAGGCAUAUAUUAAGAUUUACCAGGGAGAAGAUUUGCCUCAUCCCAAGUCAAUGCUUCAGGCUACUGCUGAAGCCAACAAUUUAGCAGCUGCUGCCUCUGCCAAGGAUCUCUAUUACAACCACAUGGAACAGAUUUGUGGUGGAGAGAAGCCUUACAUGUCCCCUGAACUCCUCGAGCAGAAGCACAAUGAGUUUCUCUCUGCGUCUGUGGACCAGUUUAGGAAGACCAAGAAGAUGGGUGGAAAGGAUUUCAGCCAACGUUACCAAGAUGAACUGGAGAAGGAAAUCAAAGAAUUAUAUGACAAUUUCAGCAAGAGCAACCAGAGCAAGAAUAUCUUUAACACUUUCCGCACACCUGCCGUGCUGUUUAGCAUCAUCAUGUCUUUUUACAUUGGUUCUGGCCUCACUGGCUUUUUAGGCCUUGAAAUCGUGGCCCAGCUGUUCAACUGUCUGGUCGGAUUGUUGCUAAUAGCCCUCUUUACCUGGGGGUAUGUUAAGUACUCUGGCCAGUACCGGGAGUUGGGUGGAGCUAUUGAUUCUAGCGCUGCGUAUGUAUUGGAACAGGCUACCUCUCGAAUGGGCAACUCCACUCGAACAGUUGUAGAUCUAGGAAUUGGAAGAGCUCCCUUGGAGAAAAAGAAAAUUCAGUAAGAUCAAUUGGGAGGAUCCAGCAAGAACUCUACUGGUCCCAUCUUGAUACCGUGUUUCUGCUAUAGCUACAGUUCCAGGUCCAGAGCAGGAUGCAAUUUGUCUCAUUCAAAAUUCAGUGCCGAAAUAACAGAAGAGUCCUAAGCCCUUGGUUUUGAACUCUAAAAUCCACUUCGAAUGCCGUUGGAAGCAUUUCUUUCCUUUCUGAUAUGGGUCCAAGCCUGUGUAUGGUUUGGGGGGCUUUUUUGUUUGUUUUUUCAUUACUUUGCUUUCCUUUUUUGCACUUUACGGGGGGAGAAAACAGGAAAAGAGCAGCUUUAAAGUCCUUUUUGUACCGCAUAGUGCCUUUUAAAAAUUGGAUAUAUGAUUUUCUAUGUAUAGGGUCAGAAGAUAGAGAAAACCCAAGGGAGUAUCAGUGGUGGAGUGGGAUACCUUUUUAAGAAGUUUUAUGCCUACCAAAGUCAUAGACUGUGACAGAGGAAAAAAAAAUUCCAGCUGAACCUCUUUGUCUACAUUAGGGUUUUAAAACAUGUUCAUUCUAAUUAAAUCCUGUUUUCCACCUGAUGUGGAAAACUGCUACCAGAUUCAAAGACUAGUAUGUAAGAAGCCACCUCACUUGGCAGUUUAGUUCCAUCUCCCUUCUCAAGGGAUUAAGGAACGUGAUAAUGGACAACUUUAUUGCUAAAUUCUGUUUUUCGAUUUCCUGCCCCCCUCCCCCACAAUCUCUCAGCAUACAUCUUUAGGAGGCACUUAAAAAACAGGGAGAGCCCCAGUUCAAAUAGUGACCUCUGUAAUUAAAGUCACUUUCACCUUGCUGUGCCUUGGUCAACUGUACACAUAUAUAUUGUAGUUUUUUUGUUUUGUUUUGCUUUAAUUUUCUUAUUUUUUUAAAAAGUAACCUCAUUCAUGCAGAUAAACUUUCUUGAGUAGAAGGAAAAUAUUACCAAAUAUAACUGCCUUCAGACAAUGUCUUAUAUCUAAUAGCUGACCAGGAGGAAUUCCGUUUUGCAUCUCAGUGCAAAGCAUGCUGCUUGCGUCCCCCACUUGUGUGCUUUGGGUUAAUGUAUUUAAAAACAAAACCACAGUUGCUCUAAUUUUUUACCUGUAAAUCUUGCCCUAGUCUGUGGACAUGAGCCUUGUGGGGGACAGCUAUAACAUAAUAGCUCUGAGCACAGGAUCAAAAGCCCACCAAAGCCCAACAGUUUGUAAGCAAUCCAUCCUAUUUUGCCUCGCUUGGUUGAUCAAAAAAUGGGUAUUAUGAGCUGAUCGGAUGUCUCUUUUCUGUAGUUCAUGCUAUUGAGCCUUCAUGGGUUUUUACAUGAUUUUUAAAACCUGAUGUUUUUGUGUGUAUAUGCACAUCUGUAUCUAUGCUCCAUGUUUUAAUUUUACAAAAUAAAUUUGAUCAUGCAUUUUGUAGCCCUUAAGUGAUGUUAAAAAAAUUGGGAGUAUAACAUUCAAGUAAAUGGUUAAAGGAAUGCCAAGUUGCCUUUUCCUUAUAAGUGUAUUGAUAGAAAAUCUAGUCCAGAGUUUUUCACUUAGUGCAUAUUAAAUCCAGUAUUAAUUUCCAGGGAUUAGGCUAUUUUUUCCUCAUGUGUUUAUGUAAGACCUAACAUAAUGCUUGAUUUAUUUGUAUUUGUUAGUAGUGAGAUACAGAGGGCCAGCUUAUUCUAAGAUCUGAUACUUGGACACUAAAUAGCUUAAUUCUUAAUGAUUACUAGCUAGAAUUGCGCCUCCUUAGGGAAUGCAUUUUCCCUUAAUGCAUUUGGCUGGAAAAUCAGUCUUAUAGUGAUGAAAACUUAUCAGUGAAUUCUGAACCAGACUUGUUAGUUUUAGAACAGCCGAAUUUGUGUCUAAAGCAGUCCUGCCUGCCUUGGUGUCGGUAAAAUAAAAACUGAAAAUGUGUGAAACUCCCACCCCUCACCCAGGAACGGAAACUAGCUCUUUUUUCAGUGAUUCUCCUAGUACCCGAGCUGCUAAAUGAUUUUAAGUUGGACAUUUUGGGAAGCCACUUGAAGUCCUUUCAAGUCAGUAGGAUACCAGUGAACUGGUACAUCCAUUUUUCCGAAUGGUUCUCUAAUCCAUACAACUUCCAAAAGGGAGGAUUUGACUCAGAAGAAACGAGUUGGUAAAAUCAUGGGGUUAAUUUCAGUUUUCAAUAGGUUCUCUCAGGUCUGUUCAAGUGGCUUUGGGCUACAUUAUUACACAUGGGCAGAAGUCUCUCUCUGUAAUCGUCUAAUUCAGCCUGUAGCAAAAUUGUAUAAAUUCUCUACACGAGACUUCUUUUGCCUUGGCUUCUACUUUCACUCUUCCAGUGUUGAUCGGAUUGCUCCGUGCAUGAACUUUUUGUUUUGCAUAAAGCAUCAUCGCUCUUGGAUAUGAAUUCUGGGAGGUUGACUUUGUGGCCAUGUUGAAAAGAACAUUUCUCGUCUUCAUUCUCAUUACCUUCUACUCUGUGUUUGGGGGCAUCAUUCAGGAACUUGGAUUCCUCUCCAAAUUCUAGGACCAAAAGUAUUAAUACACUGCCAUUACUAGUUAGCUAGCCCUUUCAGUCAUACAUGUUUUUAGCACAUUUAUAUUUUUUAGGGUUUUUUUUAAAAUGGUAUUUAAGUGCUUACUAUGUGCCAAGCACUGGACUAAGCACUGGACUGUUCAUUAUAAGCACAAAUGCAAAACAAAGGAAAAUUCCAAAAUUUAUAUUAUAUGUAACUAGUUAUAGGAAAAGUAAAACUGCUAAAGAUGGGUGAUUUUGUUUCUCUAAAAAACGACAAUUUGGCUACUAUAUUGUAAGCCAAAGAGAAGCAAGUCUCUAAAGUCUAUAAAUCUUUAAUGUUUAUCUGAUCUGGCAGUAGGGCAGGUAAUGUUGCUCUGCAUUUCUCCUGAAAUUAUUUUGAUCAUGUAUAAUUAAGAAAAUAAUUUUUAAGAUAUGGGUGUUAAUGGGUGUUAUGUUUUCGACAGGCAUGUUCUAUAUUAGCAGCCUAGUUGCAGACAUCAAUUUAUAAUAAAGUUUAGAUAAUUGCUGGCUA